Molecule: messenger RNA, 1447 nt
Organism: Mercenaria mercenaria
Lineage: Eukaryota; Metazoa; Mollusca; Bivalvia; Venerida; Veneridae
Product: brevican core protein-like
Exons: 10
Coding region: 254-1096 (280 amino acids)
Molecular function (GO): calcium ion binding
Source: RefSeq, a predicted model, not a curated record
AAAGGAGCAUUUCACUACUUGCCACCAUUGCAGCCGGACGCAGAAUUCGUAUUAGCUUUGGUUAAUUCAAGAAUAUAUUUCUAAUAAAUUUCUUUAAAUUUAUAUUUUACUUAGGAUAAACGGUGUGUCUUAAAAUAUUUUAGGAUUGUCUCCUAGCAACAGAAAUUAUAUCUGUCUUCAAUAUCUUUUUAAAGCAAUACAUCUUUUAACAGAUAUCCUAAAGCCAGACAGAUUGUUCACUUUGUAAUCAACCAUGAAACUGAUAUUACAUUUUGCUGUUAUAUGCUUAGCAUUUGCUACAACCUGUUUCACAGGUCCUGAGACUGCUGCAGAUGCCAAGCCCAUUCCUGGAUGUGCUUCAAACACAGAGUGUCCACAAGGAAGAAGAAUUUCCAGACAUGUGCAGGGUCAGCCUGAGCCACGAAGUGAAUCAAGCGACUCGGACGUGGACGAUGAUUCAUUAGACUCAAACUCGGGCAAAGGUUCAUCAGACUCGGACUCUGGUAAAGAUUCAUCAGACUUGGACUCUGGUAAAGAUUCAUCAGACUCGGACUCUUGUAAAGAUUCAUCUGACUUAAACCCAGACAGGUGUAGUACAGACCCUUGUAGGAAUAAUGGUACAUGUGUAGAGGGUGCAGACAAUUACACAUGCAGUUGUACUGAUGGUUUCAGAGGCAGAAACUGUGAAGAAGCAGCAUGUCAAGAAGGAUGGUUCUUUUUCAAUGGUAGCUGUUAUUAUCUUGGUGACAUGAACUUAGAUUGGCUAUCUGCUGUUGCUGCCUGCAAUGAAAGUGGUGCAUAUCUUGCAGAGAUCCAGAGUCAACAAGAACUAGAUUUUUUGGUUACAAUAACUGAUUUGUAUGACCUUUUUUGGAUUGGACUAAACGAUAGGAAGAUUGAGGGUGAAUUUGUUUGGCAUAAAUCAGGGGACCCACUGUCUUUCGUCAAUCCGGCAUAUUCUUUCUCCGGCUCGUUUCCUAAUCUCGACUGUGUUACCACCGUCGAACUCUACACUGGCGUCAACUACCAUUUUUGGUUCACUGACAAAUGUAGCUUGCUUAAUUUAUAUAUCUGUGAAAAGGAACCAAUGCAUUAGCAGAGGAAGAUGUUAACCUUGAAGGACGAAAACAGGAAAAUUUGAAAGAUUUUAAUAUGUCAGUGGACUCAAACAUUUUUCUGGCAUUUUUAAAUGGACUAAACAUCUUUGUUGAAAGUUACUAUGUAUUUUUUUUAAUUCGAUGUAAAUGAGAUGUGAAACCUAAAUUUGUAGUCCUGUUUGGCGCGAUAUAACCUAUACUGUGUUGGUGCGCCAUAAAACCAAAAUAAAUAAUUUUUUUUUUUUUUUUUUUUGAAAAAAAUAAUUCAGUUCUUUAUUCCAUAUUCUCAAUAAUAAAAGCAUUAAAUAAUAAAGAUGAUUGCCAUUUGUUUUGAAUAACAAGAGGGCCAU